Molecule: messenger RNA, 472 nt
Organism: Anastrepha obliqua
Lineage: Eukaryota; Metazoa; Arthropoda; Insecta; Diptera; Tephritidae
Product: neuropeptide F-like
Exons: 4
Coding region: 77-472 (131 amino acids)
Source: RefSeq, a predicted model, not a curated record
UACAGUGUACAUUCAACAAACGACAAUCGGAAAUUUUGGUGCAAUAAAUUUAUUAGUUAGCUACAUUUACAGAAAAAUGUCAGCCAUGAUGCGUUACAGUUUCCUCAUAGUUAUUGCUUUGGCUCUUCUGACCGCGCAAAAUGCGUUAGCCAACAAUUCUCGUUCGCCACGCAAUAAUGACAUCAGCAAUAUGGCGGAUGCGCUCAAAUAUCUGCAGGACCUGGACACGUACUAUGGAGAUAGAGCACGAGCCAGGUUCGGCAAGCGUUCACCAUUGUUACAGCUUUUACAGCAGCACUCAUUGGAAAAUACAGAGCAGCAUCGUGAGCUGGCGCAUUGUCGUGAUGAAAGCGGAAAAUCACCCGACUUCCUCGAUUCAAACGAAUGCCAAACACAAAGAAAUACACCGAUCUGGUGUUUGUUUUUCCAAGAUAUACUACUAACUAAACAUAGCCUUGAUACGGGCCAAUAA